GUGUGCUACACUAUCCAAUUCAAAAACUUACAAUUUUCUUUCUGUGUUUUUAGUGUACUGCAUAAUCAUUACACAGUCCAUGAGCAGUUUUUAGAUCAACUAAAAAGCAGUUCAAUUUUAGGCAGGAACGUAAUGAGACCAUGGCAAUCUGCUUCGUGGAGGCCAUUCCAAUUGGCGCUCUUCUGUGUCCUAAUUACACUACUCUGUGUCUUCGAUUGCCAUGGAGUGGAGGUGUCAGCACCAACCAGGAAAUCUGCUCUUCUGCGAAUUACCAAGCCGCAACCAACGACACAGCAGCCGAGGCCAAUCCGCAGCAGCACAUCAAAGGCAAACAGCACCGAAUCACCCACAACUGAUGAGACAGCCAGCUCGAGUCCGGGUGACGGCCAAUUGGCCCCAUUUAUCGCAUCCACAACGGAGGGGAGCAGCAGCAGCAGUGGCAGUCUGAGUAAUGGGGGGAGCAGUGGCACAACACCCAGCUUACUGCCAGAGAUAUGCCUUAAUGGACUGCACUUGACAAUCAACAGUCCGGACGAGGGAAUCCUCACACGAACGCAAGAUGAAUUCGUGCAGAUUAUAGAGGGCGAUGUGAUGCUUAGUGUUUUGACCAAAGAUACCAUUUCGGCGCUCUUUGUGGUCAAUCGAGUGAACCAAGCGAAUCUCAUAAAUGCAGAUUUUGAAAUAGGACUUCGUGCCAUCAAUAUUGACAACGACAGCCUGGCCGAAAGCAUUCUCCUGCAGGAGGUUCAAUAUCUGCAGCAGUGCAUCCAGUACUCCAUGGGCAUAUUCACGGACUAUGAGUUGUACAAGCAACUGGAGUCAAUCAUCAAAGAUCUGGAGUACAACAUAUGGCCCAUACCAGACACUCAUGCCUUUCUUUUCCCCAAGGUGGCACAUUUGUUGCAUCAAAUGCCGUGGGGUGAGAAAAUUGCAUCCGUUGAGAUUGCCAGCGAAAAUCUGGACAUGUACAAUGAGUUUAUGGAAGCCGCCCGCCAGGAACACAUGUGUCUGAUGCAUUUUAAGAGCGACGACAACGUCUACAUUUUGUUUGGCAACAAGAUGGCCAGUCAUUUCAAAGAGAACGGUACCCUCUUUGCGGUGCCCACCGGUCGUACCGAUAUUGAGUUUUUGGCAGAUCUUCCCAACGGAGCCUUUAUCCUUAUGGAAAACGAAAUCGACUUGGGCACCACCAGCGAACUGGAUCCUACUCCCACCACCCUGGAUGAGGUGCUGAUUGGGAAGAGUGUGCUACCCUCGCGAGUGCUUAGCUUUGCCAAUCCAUUGGUGGACUUGAUACACUGGCUGCGUGGCUCUUUGGACAAGCACUGCAAAGGGGAUGGGGAAAUGUAUGUACUGGAGAGUUGCUUUAAUUUCCUCAACUUCAUCGAGGACUGGCGCACGUCCGAGUACCGUCAGGCGCACAAGACGGCAGAGAUUCUGUCGCUGCUGCUUAUGCGUAAGCUUACCACGGCCAUGAAUUUCCAGAUGUACCAGAAGAAGGUGCAAACGCUCGACAAGAUUACGGGGGAAAGUCGCACGGAGUUGCGAGAGAUUGCCUCGCAAAAUGUAGUGAGUAAUGUGACGACCUACUACCACUACAAUCGCGACAACAGCACCAGCCUUGAGCUGAAGACCAAGUUCGGACAAGUGUUCAAUUGUCAGUAUAGUGCAGGGGACAACCGACGAUAUCCUUUCCUCUUUGACGGCGAAUCGGUCAUGUUCUGGCGCAUCAAAGUGGACACAUGGGUGGCAACGGGACUGACGGCCGCCAUCCUAGGCCUGAUAGCCACGCUGGCCAUCUUAGUGUUCAUUGUGGUGCGUAUUUCGGUGGGCGAUGUCUUCGAGGGAAAUCCCGUCACCUCGAUCUUACUGCUACUCUCGCUGAUCCUGGUAUUCUGCUCGUUUGUGCCCUUCUCCAUUGAGUAUGUGGGCGAGCAGCGCAACUCCCACGUGACCUUAGAGGAUGCUCAGACCCUCAACACGCUGUGUGCGGUGCGGGUGUUUAUCAUGUCCCUGGUCUACUGCUUUGUGUUUUCGCUGCUUCUGUGCAGGGCCCUAAUGCUGGCCUCCAUUGGUUCUGAGGGCGGCUUCCUAUCCCACGUAAACGGCUACAUCCAGGCUGUGAUUUGUGCCUUCAGUGUCUUCGUUCAGCUGGGAAUGUCUGUACAGCUGCUGGUCGUAAUGCAUGUUGCCUCCGAGGCGGUAUCUUGCGAGAAUCUAUACUAUGGACACUGGCUGUGGGGCUUGUUGUCCUACGACUUUUUGCUGCUCUGCUGUGUGGCUGCGCUGAUACCCUCAAUAUAUCGAUCGCAGCGCAACUAUCGCGAGGGAAUACUCAUUGUCAUUGGAGCAGUGCUUGUUCUGGUCAUUUGGAUCGCUUGGAUUUUACUCUCCCUGUUUGGCGAUGAGUGGCGGGAUGCAGCCAUUCCGCUGGGACUACAGGCCUCGGGCUGGGCCGUGCUGGUGGGCAUUCUGAUACCACGCUCCUUCCUCAUUGUGCGGGGAAUUGAACGCUCGGACAUUGCUCAGGCUCUACCGUCUCUCACAUCGCUGGCAUUUGCCCAAAACAAUCAGUACUCCUCAGAACAGAGCGUCUAUGAGUGCGUGAAUCCCGCAAUGCGUCACUGUUCGCAGGAGGAGAUGAACCAUCAGUCGCCCAGCGAGAUACCCACGUUACCCCUACGCGGCGGCGGCCCACGCCGACAGCAGUUCUUUGCCAAUCUACGUCAGGCCAAUGCCAACAUUAAUCCCCAACGUUCGCCACCACGACCACAGCAUAGUCCUUCACGAUCAUCCGUGUCCUCGCUACCUGCUUCGCCGGAGAACAACAAGAAUACACGGUUUUAGAUACGCUGUACGAGCAUCGCUUUUGUGUGCCUUCGUUUGGGUAUAAAGCACUUCUAGUCAAAGCUCUGUGAACAUAAACUCAGUUUUUGUAACAGUCUUUAAUGUGAAAUCAAUGACGAACCAAGAUUUUAACAGAGAAUAAAUAAAAUAUAUUAAUGAAAACAUA
Drosophila guanche is the source of this 3013-nucleotide messenger RNA. It is a transcript of the gene boss, whose product is annotated as protein bride of sevenless. Gene Ontology annotation, biological process: G protein-coupled receptor signaling pathway; visual perception. Gene Ontology annotation, molecular function: adenylate cyclase inhibiting G protein-coupled glutamate receptor activity; sevenless binding. Gene Ontology annotation, cellular component: membrane. The transcript has 5 exons. The record is from RefSeq and is a predicted model, not a curated record. NCBI's taxonomy places the organism in Eukaryota, Metazoa, Arthropoda, Insecta, Diptera, Drosophilidae. Bases 133 to 2847 code for a protein of 904 amino acids.